UUCUCUCUCCCCCGAUCGCUUGCCUGAAUUGCGAUUCCGCUUCGAUCCGACCGUGCCCUCGCUUCGUAUCGAACCGUCCGUCCGUCUUCAGAGCCGAAAGCAAUCAUUUUUAUGUCUCAUUCGGCAUCGAGAGCUGGGACUUUUGCUCGAGCUCUGUUCAAAUUCCCACGCGCGGAUGUGUGAUAGGAGGGAUUGACAUUAGAUGGCAAGUUCACAGGAUUGAAAGCUGGCUGGCUAUUGUGGGGGAGAGGGAGGGAGGGACUUGCUGUGGAUACAUGGGGUUCCUUGGCUUUAUGUACAAUGGGAGGUCGAAGCCAUUUGGAGUCAGCGAAGCAUUGCUUAUGUUAUUUCUUGAUGUGCUGAUGCUAAUUCCCAGCAUACAUGCAGUUUGAAUUUUGCUGCUGCGAGUUUGCUGGUGUGAGCAGGGAUGGAACUCUUGUUUAAGGGUCUCGAUGAGCGCGCGCCUGAUUGUGCCUUUGAUGAGAAGGCCUUUCAGAGAUGCCCCUUUCUGAGGAACAUAAACAAACCGACGUGCUUUUCCUUUUCAUUUCUAGAUCCCCCUCAACCUGUACAGGGUGCCAAAGGUCCAAUUUUUGAAGAUGGUCCAGGUUUCGACAUGGCUUUUAAGCUCUUCCAUGGAAAGAAUGGAGUUGUCCCGCUCACCGAGAGUCCUCACUUUCCUAACGCCCAACCUAUUGCUGAGCCCACACCUCAAUUCAAUCCCUUAGCAGCAAAAGCAGCGACCAUCAGUCUGUCUGCUUUUGGCCCAGGGGGCCCGUUCAGCUUCGGUUCCUUUUCUGAUAAAUGGAAGAAACAGAAGAAGCGGGUUGAUUCGUCCGACAAGAAAGGACCCUCUUCUGAGAAAGGAAAUCCAACCAAUCACGAGGCACAUGGAAACGAAUGGCUGCAGACAGGCAAUUGCCCAAUAGCUAAGUCAUUCAGAGCCGUCAGUGGUGUCCUUCCACUGGUUGCAAAGGCACUUCAGCCACCGCCAGGUAUAAAGUUCAAAUGCCCCCCGGCAGUAGUCGCUGCAAGAGCGGCCCUUGCUCGGACAGCCUUGGUUAAGACAUUACGUCCUCAACCCCUGCCUUCAAAGAUGCUAGUAAUUGCACUCUUGGGCAUGGCAGCCAACGUGCCUUUAGGUGUGUGGAGGGAGCACACAGAGAAGUUUUCUCUAUCAUGGUUUGCAGCAGUUCAUGCGGCUGUACCCUUCAUCGCCAUGUUGAGAAAAUCAGUCGUGAUGCCAAAAUCAGCUAUGGCAUUAACGAUUGCGGCCUCCAUUUUAGGCCAAGUUAUUGGGUCUAGAGCUGAACGGAUCAGGAUGAAAGCUGCUGCUCAAAGGGUGGUGGCUCCGUGUGUAACAGUUGAUGGCAUUGCUCACUGCGGUACAAACCAGGCAGAUGUUUCCAGCAUCAACUGUAGUACACAAGGAAUGAUGAGAAACUCACCUCCGGCAGAAGCUCGUGGUACAGCUUCGGCAUCUAGUGUUUGUUACUAGUAGUUUCUGUUCAUUAUAAAGAUCUGUGAAGAACAGCUAAGAAUAAUCAUCCAUGCAGCAUUUUAAUAUAGAUUUAUUUGGGUACCC
This is a messenger RNA of Eucalyptus grandis, 1585 nucleotides long. RefSeq lists its product as uncharacterized. Lineage: Eukaryota; Viridiplantae; Streptophyta; Magnoliopsida; Myrtales; Myrtaceae. The transcript has 4 exons. The record is from RefSeq and is a predicted model, not a curated record. Gene Ontology annotation, cellular component: chloroplast. The coding region runs from base 428 to 1498 and encodes 356 amino acids.